This is a messenger RNA of Penicillium oxalicum, 999 nucleotides long. RefSeq names its product NmrA family NAD(P)-binding protein. The record is from RefSeq and is a predicted model, not a curated record. Lineage: Eukaryota; Fungi; Ascomycota; Eurotiomycetes; Eurotiales; Aspergillaceae. Bases 1 to 999 code for a protein of 332 amino acids. The transcript is spliced from 3 exons.
AUGACCCAACCGCAGAAAACGAUAGCCGUGGUGAAUGCGGCUGGGCGACAAGCGGCCUCGCUCAUCCGGGUCGCCUCCGCUGUCGGAUAUGCGGUGCGCGCGCAAAUCCAUUCUCUCAAAGGCCUGAUCGCCGAAGAGCUCCAGAAUCUGCCCAAUGUUACCCUCUUGCAGGGUCCCCUCCUCGAUAACCCCGCGCUCAUGGACACCCUCUUCCAAGGCGCCCACUAUGCGUUUAUCAACACCGUCUCGCAGGCCGGGGACGAGGUCGCCAUCGGCCGCGCCCUCGCCGACGCCGCCAAACGCGCCGGCUCCAUCACCCACUAUAUUUACAGCAGCAUGCCCGAUCACUCCGUCCACGGGCCCUGGCCGGCGGUUCCGCAAUGGGCGCCCAAAUUCACCGUCGAGAAUUACGUGCGGCAGCUGGGUCUGCCCGCGACGUUUGUCUAUGCGGGGAUCUACAACAACAAUUUCACCAGUCUCCCGUAUCCGCUGUUCCAGAUGGAGUUGAUGCCGGAUGGCAGUUUUGAAUGGCACGCUCCCUUUGACCCGGAGACGCCACUUCCCUGGCUGGACGCCGAGCACGAUGUCGGACCGACCCUGUUGCAGAUCUUCAAGGAUGGUCCGAAGAAGUGGCAUGGACAUCGUAUCGCUCUGACCUUCGAGACUCUCUCGCCCAAUCAAGUUUGUGCUGCGUUUUCCCGCGCUCUCAAUCGACCCUGCCGCUACGUGCGCGUGCCCAAAAUCGAGAUCAAAGUCAAGAUUCCCCCCGGAUACCGAGAACAAGUUCUCGCAGCCGCCGCGGGAUCACCCAAGGGCAUCGGUCCCGCGGGGGGCAAGGGCGCUGGUGCAGGAAUGAUGCAGGGACCAGGCGGCGUGGUUUCCUUGCGAGUCACAGACGAGGCGCGACAUCUAUGGCAGGGCUGGCGCGAUAUGGAAGAGUAUGCGCGAGAGGUGUUUCCAGUCGAGGAGGAGGCGAACGGGCUCGACUGGAUGCUUUGA